Prosopis cineraria is the source of this 2764-nucleotide messenger RNA. RefSeq names its product low-temperature-induced 65 kDa protein-like. The coding region runs from base 79 to 2391 and encodes 770 amino acids. Lineage: Eukaryota; Viridiplantae; Streptophyta; Magnoliopsida; Fabales; Fabaceae. Gene Ontology annotation, biological process: response to abscisic acid; response to stress. The record is from RefSeq and is a predicted model, not a curated record. The transcript is spliced from 6 exons.
UUCCUAUAAACCGCAAGUCUCUUAUCUCUUUUCUUCCAUCUUUUCUUUCCUGUUUCUUGGGUUUCUCGGUUUUCAGUGAUGGAUUCUGGAGCCGUUCAAAGUCGUGUGCACGAGUCCGACCAACAUCAUCCUCACAGCCUUGGAUCAGAAAAAGGGGAACAUUAUGGGGCGGACGAUCACCACCAUGACCAUGACAAAAAGUCGGUUCUGAAGAAGGUGAAAGCGAAGGCUAAGAAAAUUAAGGACACGAUCAAGAAGCAUGCGCAUCAUGACUAUGAUCACGAUCACGAGUAUCACAAUAUCCCCGAUGAUCAUGAUCUCGACGAGGAAGAUGAUGAAGAUGAAGACAUAGUUGAAAAUCCUGAAGUUCACGGAGCCCCAAUUUAUGAGAGUACGGUGGCUAGAACAGUGAUUCCUGCAGGCGAACAAGAUCAUCAUCAAGAACCAAAGGUUGUGGUUGUUUCCCCAAAUAUGGGAACUGAUCAAACAGUGGCAAAAGAUUCAGCAACGAGAACAUUUGCUGGAGAAGAAGGGAACGCUGGGCAAAGAAAGGUCAAUUUGCAGAGACCUAUUGACUUGGAGGAAGAUCCCGCCACUUUUGGAACAACACGUCAUCCUCGUGCUGCUUCCAAUUAUCAAAGCAAAGUCACUGAUCCAACGGGGGCAGGUGCUGCAGAAAUACACGUAACCCCGGCUCUAAAAUCUUUUGCUGAAAUGAACAUCAAUGACAAGACAAAACCUAAUCCAGAACUGCACCUUCGUCCUACUACUACUCCAUGUCCUUCCGUCACUCCUACAAUACAUGAAGAACGACCACGCGUUCGUUCCACUGCUACUGCUCCAUAUCCUUCAGUCAAUCUGCCAAGACCUAUUGAAUUGGAGGAAGAUCCUGCCGCUCCUGGAACAACACGUCAGCCCCGUACUGCUUCCAAUUAUCAAAGCAAAGUCACUGAUCCAACUGGGGCAGGUGCUGCAGAAAUACACGUAACCCCAGCUCUACACUCUUUUGCCGAAAUGAACUUCCCUGACGAGACAAAAACAAAUCCAGAACCACGCGUUUAUUCUACUGCUACUCUUUUUCCUUCUGUUACUCCUACAAUCCAUGAAGAUCAGAAACGCUAUGAAUCCAUGGACAAACCAUCGAACCAGAGCGGCUACAACGCUGCUCAAUAUCCUUCUGGCACUCCUAUAAUGCAGGAAGAACAGAAACACUAUGAAUCUGCAGUGGACAAACCAUCGAACCAGAGCAGCUAUACUGCAAUUCAAUAUCCUUCUGGUACUUCUGAAAUGCAUGGAGAUCAGAAACACAAUGAAUCAAUGGACAAACCAUCGAACCAGAGCAGCUACACCGAUAAAAUCUCAUCUGCCACCUCUGCAAUUGCUGAUAAAGCCAUCACUGCUAAAAAUGCCAUAGCUUCCAAGCUCAGCUACGAUGACAACGAGGGUAGUGGAGAUCAUGAGAAUGAAAAGAGGAGUGGAGAGAAUCAGAGCAGCUACACAGAUAAAAUCUCAUCUGCAACGUCUGUAAUAGCUGAUAAAGCAGUUGCUGCGAAAAAUGCCGUGACUUCGAAGCUCGGCUACAAUGACAACCAAGGUAACAGAGAUCAUGAGAACGGACCAAGGCAUGGAGAAAAUCAGAGCAGUUACACAGAGAAGAUCUCAUCAGCAACAUCUGCAAUAGCUGAUAAAGCUGUUUCUGCCAAAAAUGCUGUGACUUCGAAGCUAGGUUAUGGCGGUGGCGUUGGCGAGAAUGUGACAACAACUCAGGAAAAUUAUCCUAAAAGCGAGGCUGCUAAUGCUUCUGGGAUGUCGACUACAUCAACAGCAGAAUAUGGAAAGAAAAUUACAGAGUCCCUGACUGAAAAACUGGCUCCAGUUUAUGGGAAGGUUGCUGGAGUAGGGAGUGCAAUGAAGUCCAAACUGUCACCUUCUACGAAUGAAACAGACAAGGGGCUUUGUAUGAAGGACUAUUUUACAGAGAAACUGAGGCCAGGGGACGAAGACAGGGCUCUUUCUGAGGUGAUUUCAGAGACUUUAAAAAAGCGUGGAGGAGAGGCGACGGCGAAUGAGCGUGGUGCUCAGGAGGGAAGGAUAAUGACUGAUGUGAUUUCUGAUGUUAUACAUGAGCGAGAUGAAGGGGUGGCAGAAGCAGAGCACCGAUCAUUGGGGAAAGUGACAGAGUCUGAGGAAGUGAAGAGAAGGUUGGGAAGUGAAAGUGACAUUGACAGUAGGUAUCAAGAGAGUUAUGAGAAUAGCUCUGGAAAAGGUGUGGUUGAUAAGCUUAAAGAUGCGGCAGUGUCCUGGUUUGGCAAAUCACAAGAGAAUCAACCCUCACAAGUCCUUGCUCAACUUCCUGGCUGGUGCAGAUGCAGGGAGAGCUGGCCAAGGUGAAAGAAGACUUCAGGAGUCAUCUCGGUGAAGAAAUGUUGGACAAAUAUGUGUGCUUUGAGAGAAGCUUCUUCAUCCAUGAUGGUAUUAUAUAUAUAUAUAUAUAUAUAGUACAUAUAUAUAUAUAUAUAUAGUUUGCACAUGUGUACACGUUAUAGAUUGACGUAAUAGUUGUUUGCUGCUUUCCUAUCCUUGUUAGCUUUAUAUGUACAAGAUCACAUAUAAUUUACAAUUCUCUUUCAUUUGUUUGUUUGUGGAUAUGUAUGCGGCUUUGUAUUUCAGAAUGUGAAUUUGUUUUCUAAAUUUGUACGCGUGUCUGGGGAAAUCUUGUGCAUAAUAGGAUCCAAGUUCUCGGUGAUCUUGAGAUUAUUUGAUA